UAUUUGUUAUUUUUAGGUUUAAUAAACACGUAUAAUUGACGGCGAAAUUGACCUUCACUAAUCACUAUGUUAGUGUGUCUUAAACCCAAUCGCGUCUAUAGCAGCUGAUGAACUUUAUUAAAUUACUGAUCGACAAUAAUAAGUUACCUACGCGUUGUCAGUAUCAUAACGGAAUUGCCGCGUGACUGUCUAAGUGCGAGUAUACUUCAUAUUAUGUUCUUGUGUAACCGAAUGAGGAGUUAAACCUACGAAAUCAUGUUUUCUGCAACUAGAAUAAGUAAUAAAUUGUGUCCUAAUACUAUAUUGAAAUGGAUUUCCAAUAACCUACAAGAAGGAAAAGGCAUAGCAUCAUUAGCAUCAUUAUCAGAAACACAUCAAUUAUUGCACAAAACAUGCAAAGACUUUGCUGAAGGAGAACUAAAACCUAUAGCUGCAAAAACUGAUCGUGAAAAAUUGUAUCCUAAAAAACAGAUUGAAGAAAUGGGCGAAUUAGGCCUUAUGGCUAUUUGUAUUCCUGAACAUUUUGGAGGAACGGGUCUUGAUUAUUUAUCUUACGCUAUAGCCAUGGAACAGAUUUCUAGAUGCUGUGCUUCGGCUGGUACCAUAAUGGGCGUUCAUAACAUUUACGUCAAUGCCAUAAAUAAUUUUGGCAAUGAUAAACAGAAAGAAGAAUUUCUACGACCGUUUACAGAUGGAAAACAAAUAGGUUCAUUUUCCUUGAGUGAGCCAGGAUUGGGAAGUGACGCUGGUGCUGUAGCGACUACAGCUACGAAAAAAGAUUCCAACUAUAUAAUCAAUGGAACGAAAUCGUGGACUACAAAUGGUUUCGAAUCCAAAGGAUUAGUCUUAUUCGCAUCCACUGAUAAAUCAAAAAAACAUAAAGGGAUCAGUAGCUUUUUGUUGAAAAAAGAUUUUCCAGGAUUAUUUGUGGGGAAAAAGGAAAACAAAUUGGGCAUACGAGGAUCGUCAACGUGCAGUUUAGUGUUCGAAGACUGCCCCGUACCCGAAGAAAAUGUCUUAGGCGAGCUGGGAAAAGGUUUCAAUUACGCGAUGAUAACUUUAGACGCAGGCCGUAUAGGAAUUGCCGCCCAAGCUUGUGGUAUUGCCCAAGCAUCCUUGGAACUAGCUGUUGAUUACGCGUCCAAAAGAACCGCGUUCGGAGCGCCAAUUUCCAAAUUGCAAUCAAUACAGAACAAAAUCUCCGAAAUGGCAUUGAGAGUGGAGAGUGCUAGGCUUUUGACGUGGCGCGCGGCUUAUCUGAAAGACUCGAACACUUCGCACUCAAAAGAAGCUGCUAUGGCUAAAUUGGCAGCUGCUGAGGCGGCUACGUUCAAUGCGCACCAGUGUAUACAGGUGUUAGGCGGCAUGGGUUACGUGACGGAUAUGCCAGCUGAGAGGUAUUACCGCGACGCUAGGAUAACGGAGAUAUACGAGGGCACGUCAGAGAUCCAAAGGAUAGUAAUCGCCGCAAACGUGUUCAAAGAGAACGGAGUGUAGACAAAAAUAAACGAGUUAAAUAAGGUGAUUCGCCAAGCACGUUCGUCUCCAUUUUCAUUUAGUUUAAUGAAUUUAUUCAAAUUCUUAUUUAUAGAAUGCUUAGAUAUACUUAAAGUUUAUAGAUCAUAUUUUUAAAUUCUUAAAACUGUACUUCUUAAGGAGUGUCCUACACAAACCUUUGUUUUUUCAAAUGAGAACUCAUCUUUUUUACUGUAAAUUCUUUAGUGGAUGAUUUUUUGAAGAAAAAA
This is a messenger RNA of Melanaphis sacchari, 1745 nucleotides long. Its product is annotated as short-chain specific acyl-CoA dehydrogenase, mitochondrial-like. Bases 256 to 1497 code for a protein of 413 amino acids. The transcript has 9 exons. Gene Ontology annotation, biological process: butyrate catabolic process; fatty acid beta-oxidation using acyl-CoA dehydrogenase. The record is from RefSeq and is a predicted model, not a curated record. Lineage: Eukaryota; Metazoa; Arthropoda; Insecta; Hemiptera; Aphididae. Gene Ontology annotation, cellular component: mitochondrion. Gene Ontology annotation, molecular function: flavin adenine dinucleotide binding.